UGGCCCCGGGACACUGGCAUAGGCCCCACACUCCUGCACGCCUGCCCAUUUACACUCCCCCUGCCCCCACUACCACUUUCCCCACUUCUUUUUACCUGAAUUUCCUGCUCAGGGGCUUCUGGUUGUGGGGUGGGUCUGGGUGGACCCUGCUAUUGCAGGAACCUGCUGGGGCUUCCCCUGGGUCCUACUGCCCCUGGCUGUUGUCAUCUUUGACAGACAGCUGGGGCAGACAAAUAUUAAUUUUCUAAAUUUUUUUAGGGGCUCCACAGGCCAGAUAGGAUUUGGCCCACGGGCCAUAUUUUGCCCACCCCUGGUCUAAUACAAGAUAUCACAUUUACCUAAAGAACCUUGUGUGCCUUCAUAAACACAACAUUUAGGCCCUGGAAGUCUGUAGGAAAUGUUUUGACAUGCACCUUGUGUUCCCAGUAACUUUUGCAUAGCUAGAGAGAGCAUCUUUAAGCAUUGUAGAAAUUUCAGGCUCCUUGCUCAUCUCUUCUGGUCUAAGUACUUGUGAGGAUUCCCACCAGUUAAAUGCUAUAGAUAAACCAGAGGAAUCUUCUGGCAGUGCAGAAUUCCAUAUUUCCACAUUUUGAACAACUGUUUAGUCAGCUGACUCCUAAGUUAGUGAUGGCUCAGAAAUCUGCAGGUGCUGCGACUCGAGCACCUGGCCAGAAAUUCUCUCCAUUAGAAUUUCAGCUGCUCUUGGAUCAUAUCUUGCACCAGCUAAUGAAGGGGUAUUUCUUACCACUAAGCAGUAAUGGAAAAAGUGUAAGUAGCAGGUUACAACUAUUCCAUUUGAGGUAACCAUGGCAAUAUUGAAGCUCAGCUGAAUUGUAUCCAGACUUUUGAGCCUUAAAGUGGAGAUUUUUCAAGUGAAGUAUUUAUUGUCUUUCUGGCUUUCCAUCCAGAGUGGAUAGAUGGUCAAGAAGAAGCUUGUGCACUAGAGAGUAACUCCUUUGAAGAUUUGAGAAAGCAAGGGUAGAAAAGUCACCCCCCGUUCUCGGGUUCCAGUGACCCACAUGAAAAAGGGUGCUUGCCUUUACUUUAAGGACAACCUUCUAGAGGCAUGACAAACUUCAAAGGGAUUCACUUUUCACUUGACAUCUUAUCUGGCCUCAAUGGUAUUAGCACAGACAAAGGUCCUAACGAUUUUUUUUAAUGUUGAAAAAAGUCACUCAGUCAUGUGAAGACCUCAUUGUCUGGAAAAAGAAUUAGUGACUUCAGGCCUUUACGUUGUAAGCUAGUGUUUUUUUGCCCAAGAAGACAUCGUGCAUAGUGGAGCAUUUGAAUAACUGACUUGUCUUCAAGAUUUACAGAGGGCCAUUUCCCAAAAGGACUUAAAGUAAGAAUAGCAAUUUUAUUUUUGCAGUGCUUACAGGUAGCAUGAACCCACUGUUAUGGUUCAGUGGUAGUAUCCUUGCCUGUCAUGCAGGAGAUCUGGGUUCAACUCAGAUGCACAUACAACUACAGCCAUCAAGGUGCUGAAUGUCUAGACUUGGUCUGGCCUUUGGAAUCUGUCUCAGUGGUCUAAAGGAGAGAUGGAAGGUCUGGGAAGCUGCUGCUUCUCCAUACUCCUGCCUAGGCAUACACAUCAAAAGUUCUGGUGAAGGUCCUCUCAUGCAUACACCAUGAUCCAGAAAGAUUAAGGUUUGCUUACCACAGGUAGCAUGCGUCCUUGUCUUGGGCAGCACAUAAACUACUUCACUAGGCUCUGAGUCUUAAGAUCUAAUUCAGUUUGUGAUCAUGGUAGACUUCUGAUUCUGCAGCAUUUGCACUUCUGUUUCUGCACCAAAUUCUUUAAGGACCUCUAUACUUUUGAUAAAAGUUAAGGAAAGUGUGUCUUGAGUCAUUUCAUUUAGUGAUUUCUGGUAAAUUCAAAAAAGCCAAAUUAUUGUAAUGUGUAGUGACUUUGUAAAGGUAACAAGUCUUCAGCUCUAAUCUUGCACCAAAUUGUAGAAGGGUUAGUUUAUCCUAAAGACUAAUGACACCAUUUUACAAAUGAGUUCCUUACUGGUGAGUUGGUAGGUCUGUCUCUACUUUUCCCUUGUGCCCAUUUCUGUUAGGCCUUUCUCCCAGUGCUGGAUCCUAAAAGAUGUUCAGGUAUUUUAUAUAUGGUGGCUGAAACCAUUAGACUACCCUCCCUGCCAAAAUGAGGCUCCAUAGCCUGGAAUUUGGUGGUGAGUCCUGUCUCUGAAUCCCUGCAUGGGAUCCAGACCCAUGGAGCAGAUCUUUUAACACCGUUGUGUUAUACAGUGCUGCUUAAUGUUUCAUUUGACACCAUUUUUUGAACGUUACUAAAAGCUGUCCAAAUAUAUACUGAAGAGUUUUGUCAUCUAUCCAGCCUGGAACUGGAAGUCUGUUAAGGCUAAUUUUUGAUAGAGGCAGCUGCUAGUUUUGGAAAUGUGCCAGGUAGCCACGUUGUACUUAUUCCAUCCGUUCUACAAAGCACUAUUGUUUGCGUGCAGCGAAGAAAUCCUCCUUCCGUCUUCAAGUCUUACAGAAUUUAUUGGAACUUUAUUUCCAAAAUAGGGAAAUAAACUCUUCCCAUUCCUACGUUUGCAUGUUUUUUGGUCAUUUUGAGGGGCUGUAGGGCUGUCUCUUAUUUUGGUUAGUCACCUGCUUUUAAAAGGUAUCACUUUGUGUCUGUUUUUUAAAACUGAAAAUGCUUUUAGCAAAAUAACCAAACAAGAACAACAUGAGCAACAUAGUUAAUUUUAUUAUUUUAUUAAUGACUUUACUUUUUUCUUCUUAAGCCCUCUCUCAAGCAGAGUUCAUUAUAAUGAAAAUCCUGCCCAGAUGGUGGUAUCUGAUGAGAAUAUGUAGUUACCCGCCUUGUUGGCAGGACUCUCCUGUACUCUUCCAUCUCCUCGCAGAGCUCAGAGGCUAUCUUUAAUUAGAGGUGGUGGAUAUUUUGCUUCUAUUUGUUUCUUUCCUUUUUUUAAGGACAAUUUUUGGAUUACUUGUUUUUUUAUUUAAAUUGUAACUAGCUAGAAAGGUCAGAGGUCAGCAAUAUACAGACCUGGGUCAUGAGUUUGGAUCUUACUUUAACCCACUACUACUGCUCUUAGGGAUAAAAAAAAACAAAAACAACCCUUUAGAACUUGGGAGUCUUGCCUGCUCAGUGCUGGAAGGUUCAAGAUUCUAGAUGAAAAUCAUACCAGAAUGCAAUUUUUGCUUCUUGGAAAUCAAGAUGCAAUGGAUCAACUAGAGCAGAGAGUAAAUGAAUUUUUUAUGAAUGCAAAGAAAAACAAACCUGAAUGGAGAGAAGAACAAAUGACGUCAAUCAAAAAAGACUAUUAUAAAGCUCUGGAAGAUGCAGAUGAGAAGGUACAAUUGGCAAAUCAGAUAUAUGACUUGGUAGAUCGUCACUUGAGAAAGCUGGACCAAGAACUAGCUAAAUUUAAAAUGGAACUUGAGGCAGAUAAUGCUGGAAUUACAGAAAUAUUAGAAAGGCGUUCUCUGGAAUUGGAUACACCAUCUCAGCCUGUGAAUAACCAUCAUGCUCAUUCACAUACUCCAGUAGAAAAAAGGAAACAUAAUCCAUCUUCUCACCAUAGUACUACAGAUCAUGUUCCUGAAAAGAAGUUUAAAUCUGAAGCCCUUCUAUCUACGCUUACUUCAGAUGCUUCUAAAGAAAAUACACCGGGGUGUCGAAACAGUAAUUCAUCAUCCUCUUCCAACAAUGCAUACAAUACAAACUCUUCUCAGCCAUUGACAUCAUAUAACCUGGGCUCAUUAUCUUCAGGAUCUGGAGCCGGUGCUAUUACCAUGGCAGCAGCUCAAGCAGUACAAGCCACAGCACAGAUGAAGGAAGGAAGAAGAACAUCCAGCCUGAAAGCCAGCUAUGAAGCCUUCAAGAACAAUGACUUUCAACUUGGUAGAGAAUUUUCAUUAUCAAGAGACUCGUCUGGGUAUACCUCAUCAGCUCUGGCAUCUACGUUAACACAAACACUAGGUUCAUCAAACACGGAUUCACGGAGUGGUCGAAAAAGCAAAAACAAUAAUAAGUCUUCAAGCCAGCAGUCCUCAUCGUCUUCCUCCUCCUCCUCUUUGUCAUCGUGUUCUUCAUCAUCUGCUUUAGCACAGGAACUAUCGCAGCAAACAGCAGUAAUACCAGAAUCUGAUUCUAACAACCAAGUUGACUGGACCUAUGAUCCAAAUGAACCACGCUACUGUAUUUGUAAUCAGGUAUCGUAUGGUGAAAUGGUGGGAUGCGAUAACCAAGAUUGCCCUAUAGAGUGGUUCCAUUAUGGCUGUGUUGGAUUGACAGAGGCACCAAAAGGAAAAUGGUAUUGUCCACAAUGUACUGCUGCAAUGAAGAGAAGAGGCAGUAGACAUAAAUAAACUUCAUUUGGAAAACAAAGUACAUACUAAAGAUUUUAUAGAGGACUUAAUAAAAGAAAACAAAACACUUCUUUGCAACCACUUAAAAGAUUUAGCAGUCAUAAGAUAUUGAACUAUUAAUUUUGCUAGUUGUGUUUUAAUAUUGUAAGUAAAUUAUUUAUGCACUAUUGAUGUGCUACAAAUAUUCCAGUUGGCUUUGGAUUGUUCCAAUGGCCAACAUAUGCAGACAUUUGUACUCUCCAACCAUUUUCUCUAAGCAGUGGGCAUUCUACAAUAAUUCAGUCUUCAAAGGAUUCUAAGUGAAGAUUUUAAAUGUAUGUUUUAUAUUCAACAGACAUUCUGCUGCAUGUACUGUACUCAAGAGCUGUUAUGUUACAUUAUGUAUAUAAAUGGUGCAAAAAAGUCAGUGCUUCUAAAAAAGAGAGAAUAUAAGACAAUGGUUUUUAAAUGCCUUUAUAGCUUUGUUUCUUUUGUGAAACUAAAUUCAGCAGGCUGAAGAAAAUGGUUCUUGUAUAAAGCGGGCUGGUGUCCUCUGGAGUACUUGGGUACAUAAAAACAAACUUCUUUAGAGAAAAUACAAACUUGUGCCAUUAGUCUUUAUAUGUUUCUGCCCCAAACAGGGUGCAGGUCAUAAGAGAAAGGGUGUUAAAGUGAUGAUAAAUUUUUUAUACCAAAUGUGUUUAUUUUUUUGUGCGAGUAAUCCUUUAAAUUGGAAUUGUAUUAGGUGUUAAAAUAAAAAGGAAAAACCCUCAAUUGCCAAUAUUGAUGCUUUGCAUACUUUGUCAGAAAAAAAUAAAACCUUAGAAUUUA
Alligator sinensis (Chinese alligator) is the source of this 5154-nucleotide messenger RNA. It is a transcript of the gene ING3, whose product is annotated as inhibitor of growth family member 3. The transcript is spliced from 11 exons. The coding region runs from base 3163 to 4344 and encodes 393 amino acids. Lineage: Eukaryota; Metazoa; Chordata; Crocodylia; Alligatoridae. Gene Ontology annotation, cellular component: NuA4 histone acetyltransferase complex. Gene Ontology annotation, biological process: regulation of DNA-templated transcription. The record is from RefSeq and is a predicted model, not a curated record.